CGACCGAGGCGGGCCAACCUGCGGGUCGAGGGACGUGGCCACCGCAGGCCCCGCCCCCGCCCCGUGGCGGGUUCUUCCCUCCUGCUCCGGGUCUGGACUGUAGACAUGGGCACUGCCUGGAGGAGCCCGGGACGCGUGCGGUUUGCGCUCUGCCUCGCUGGCUUAGCGCUCUCACUGUACGCGCUGCACGUGAAGGCGGCGCGUGCCCGCGACGAGGAUUACCGCGCGUUCUGCGACGUGGGCACGGCCAUCAGCUGUUCACGCGUCUUCUCCUCUCGGUGGGGCCAGGGCUUUGGGCUGGUGGAACAGGUGCUAGGAACUGACAGCGUCCUCAACCAAUCCAACAGCAUAUUUGGUUGCAUGUUCUACACCAUACAGCUGUUGUUAGGUUGCUUGAGGGGACGUUGGGCCUCUGUCCUGCUAGUCCUGAGUUCCCUGCUGUCCUUGGCUGGCUCUGUCUACCUGGCCUGGAUUCUCUUCUUUGUGCUCUAUGACUUCUGUAUCGUCUGCAUCACCACUUAUGCCAUCAAUGUGGGCUUGUUGUUGCUGAACUUCCGGGAAGUGCCAGAACACAAGGCCAAAAGGCACUGAGGUCCCACCUCAUGCCAGGCUAACGUAACCUGCUUUGCCUUGGCACAUGAGCCUUGCCCAAGAGGGUCAUGUGUGGGUCCCUAGAAGGCCCUACUCUUCAUUCCAGUCCUCUCCAUAACCAUGCCCAGGACAAUGACCACGUGUGCCUCUAAGUUCUGUCCCCAAGAGCUGCUUUCUGCUCUUGGCUAAAGAGAAUGGUUUUGAACAAUAAAUUUUCCUGAGUUGGUCAA
Messenger RNA from Peromyscus eremicus (cactus mouse), 821 nucleotides. RefSeq names its product vitamin K epoxide reductase complex subunit 1 (gene Vkorc1). Gene Ontology annotation, molecular function: vitamin-K-epoxide reductase (warfarin-sensitive) activity. The record is from RefSeq and is a predicted model, not a curated record. Bases 106 to 591 code for a protein of 161 amino acids. The transcript has 3 exons. NCBI's taxonomy places the organism in Eukaryota, Metazoa, Chordata, Mammalia, Rodentia, Cricetidae. Gene Ontology annotation, biological process: vitamin K metabolic process; peptidyl-glutamic acid carboxylation.